AGAAGGCGUUUCAUAAGCGAUACAAACAGCAGAGGAAGCUGUACGCUGUUUUUCAAAAGGACAGAAACGGUAACAUUCACUAAAGAGAAAUUGUAAUAGUGUAACCACACUUUUACACGUUAUUAAACAAAAUAUUGAUGACUAUUGAAAAACACGCGGUUUCAGCAGUUUGUAGGGGCUGCUGCUGAAGUCACCAUGUGGAACCAUUAUAAUUUGUAAGAGACCAACCGAGCGCUGACGUGCAAGAAAACUGGAAAGUUAAGGACGGGAGCAGGAUGUCUGCAGAUGAGAGGGCCCAUGCCCACGUCAGGUCCGGGGACGCGCCCAUGUACGUGUAUGAGUCGACGGUGCACUGUGCCAACGUGCUGCUGAGUCUGGAGGACCAGCGGCGGCAGGACAUCCUGUGUGAUGUGACGGUGGUGGUGGAGGGGACGGAGAUCAGGGCCCACAGGGCCGUCCUGGCAGCCAGCAGCAGAUACUUCCUACAGGUGCUGCUGGGACACACACACCCCGAGCAGGAGCCAAUCAUCAGCCUGUCUGACAAGGUCACAGCCAGGGGGUUUGCCCCGCUGCUACAGUUUGCCUACACAGCCAAGCUGGUUCUGAGCAGAGAGAACAUCCAUGAGGUGAUCCGCUGUGCUGACUUCCUGGGCGUUCACAACCUAGAGGACUCCUGCUUCCGCUUCCUGCAGGCCCAGCUGCACAGCGACACCACUGAUCACAACAAUGGCCUUCUCUGCCGCAAGGAGCUGCCGCCGUCAGUGAACACAGAUGACCUCAUCACGGAGGAGGACGGUGGUGGUGGUUCCGCGUCGUCGGAGAACCCCAGGGUGACGUCAUCCUCGGCGACGAGGCGGCGGCCCAAUCACUCGACCAUCACGUCCCUCACCAGCAGCCUGACCUCUGACCUCCCACGAUGCCCCAAAUACAGGAAGUACCAGCGGGCCUGCGCCAAGCACAGCGGAGAGAAUGACGACGAUGACAGUGUCACCUCAGCCGCCUUGUCACACUGCCAUACCUCAGCCUCCCCAGGCCCUUUCUCAGAGACCAGCAGCACCCGCCAAGGGGGACAACCUCACCCCCUCUCCCCCUCCAGAAUCAAAGAGGAGCCCCGCUCCUGGGGUGAGGGAGAGGAUAGUCCCCCAGGACUGUCAGAGGAUAGCCAGGAUGUCCUGGAGAUGGAGCUGGAGGGGGGGCCGGAGCCCUCAGAGCGUCCCCCCAGCAGAGGCUCUCCAUCCUGCCUGAGCUCCUACCUCCAGAGGGGCCUCCUGGAUCUCAGCAACCCAGCCAUAACUCUACCUACCACUCCUCUCACCCAGCAGCUACUGACCAACAGACUCUCAUUAGCCCAUAACAGGGAUAGGGACAGGGGGGCAUUUCAAGGGGAGGGUGGAAGGGACCUCAGGGCGGUGUCUGCAGGGACAGUGGGUUCAUCUGUCGGAGACAUGGAGGGCGUGACCAUGAAACCCCUCCCAUCAGAUGGAGUCAGCAAACAGGAAGUAGAGUUGGAUCGCCGCAGCAGUGUCAUCUUCUCCUCCGGAGCGUGCGACCGCCUGGGAACACCGUCUCAAUCCUACUCCGACCGGAAGUCUCUGGAAAAAGAUCUGUUGGAGAUCACCUCGAAAUCCCUGUGGACAGGUGUUAGUAAGUCCCUCCCCUCCCGCCAGACUUACUCUCCCCUACCCUCCACCAUCCUCACCACGGCCCACCAGGACCCCCUGCCCACCACCAGCUGCCCUCUGCCAAUAAAGAUUUCCCCCCGCUCCCCUCCAUGCGAGCCCCACACACGAACCUCCAGCUCCUGCUCAUCUUUCUCCUACAUGGAGGACGGGGGCAGCGGGGACUCGCCCUCCAACAUGCCCCAGUUUGACUUCUCCUCCUCCCCAUGCUCUGUGUCGGGCUCUGGCCUGGUGGUGGAGCAGAGGGAGCGCGGUGGGAUGGUAGUGGGGGAAGCCAUCUUCUCUCAGGGCCGCACCAAGAUCAAGUGUGAACGCUCGUACGGGGCCAACUCCAGUGAUGAAUCUGGAUCCUUCUCAGAGGGAGACAGUGAGUCCGGCCCUGCCAGAGAGCCAGGUCCUGAGGUCAAACUUCCCUUCCCGGUGGAUCAGAUCACCAAUCUUCCGCGUAAUGACUUCCAGAUCAUGAUAAAGAUGCACAAACUGACCUCAGAGCAGCUGGAGUUCAUCCAUGACAUCCGGCGGCGCAGUAAGAACCGCAUCGCCGCCCAGCGCUGCCGCAAGAGAAAGCUGGACUGCAUCCAGAACCUGGAGGUGGAGAUACGCAAACUGGUGCAUGAGAAGGAGAAGCUACUGAGUGAGAGGAACCAGCUGAAGGUGUGUAUGGGCGAGCUGUGGCAGAACCUCUCCUACCUGUCCCAAGCUGUGUCCCAGGAGGUAUGCAGGGAGGUGCAGGGGAACCCCGAGAAGACCAAAGCCCUGCACCCUACACACAAGCCCAACGAUCCCACCGCUGCCACCAACAGCAUCUCCAUCAUGGCCAGUAUCGACCUCACCUCCAACCCAGGCUCCCCAACCUCAGAGGGCAGCCUGGCCAAGUCACCCUACCCCUCUGAAAGCCCUGUGGAGAGAGAUGUUGGCUCUGGGCAGAGGCUUAGGAAGGGGCAGGGCGGUGGGGACACAGAGGUGUCUGUCCUGGGACAGGAGGACCCUGAGUCUUCCCUGGAGCCUGGAGCGUCUCCGGGUGUGUGUAGCCCCACUGUUUCGGUGGAUUUUUGUCAGGAGAUGACUGAGAAAUGCACAACAGAAGAACAGCCCAGACAGGACUGUACCUAGUUAGCAAUGACUGAAUAGCUAGCAACCAUUUGUUUUUUUAUUGUUAUUAUGACACACAUCUCUACCUUGAUAUGUAUAAAGUUUGAAAUACAUUUGUUAUCUGUGUUUUUUAAAGGAUGACACUACAGUUGUCUUAUCAGCAAUACUGUUAAAACAGGUAUCAAACAGUUAUGACAUAGCACUGGCAGCUUCCCCCUCUCUCUUUAUCUAUUUAUCUCUCCACCCAGCCAGCACAUUUAGUUCCUUGGAAGUUGUGGGAACGUAUGUUUGUGGUUUCACAUUCGUUGUGGGAAUGAAGCCAUACGUUUCCUGACCGGUAAAACUGAACGUUUGUUAAACGUUCUGAGAACAGAAGGGAACAUUUUUGCCUGUUCUGCGAACAUUUAUUUUUAGGUUGCAGAGAGGUUCUGAGAACGUUUUACUCUGGUUCCUUUAAAGUUUUCCUGGGAGGUUUUAUUAACGCUCUGAGAAUGGAAAUUAUAGGUUAUUUGGAGGUGUUUGAAUAACUUCCAUAAAACUUUCAUUAAGACUUUUAAUAACACUGCUAGCUUAUUUUGGGUUCACUUCUUUGAACUACAAGCACAGAUAGGACACAUGGAA
Coregonus clupeaformis (lake whitefish) is the source of this 3392-nucleotide messenger RNA. Its product is annotated as transcription regulator protein BACH2. Gene Ontology annotation, biological process: regulation of transcription by RNA polymerase II. The record is from RefSeq and is a predicted model, not a curated record. Gene Ontology annotation, molecular function: DNA-binding transcription factor activity, RNA polymerase II-specific; protein binding; RNA polymerase II cis-regulatory region sequence-specific DNA binding. Bases 276 to 2792 code for a protein of 838 amino acids. NCBI's taxonomy places the organism in Eukaryota, Metazoa, Chordata, Actinopteri, Salmoniformes, Salmonidae. The transcript has 5 exons.